AUGAUGUGCGUCGCGGACCACAACAAGGACGGGUACAUGGACCUGGAGGAGUUCAUGGAGGUGCACCGGAACGGCGUGCAGCUCGGGGACAUCCGGCGGGCCUUCUUCGUGUUCGACAGGGACGAGGACGGCAGGAUCAGUGCGGAGGAGGUCAUGACGGUCCUGCGCAAGCUCGGGCAGAGCUGCAGCCUGGAUGAGUGCCGGAAGAUGGUGAGGGAGAUCGACAGGGACGGCGAUGGCUUCGUGGGCAUGGACGAUUUUAUGGUCAUGAUGACUCGCCCGCGGAGGAAGCCGUGA
Molecule: messenger RNA, 297 nt
Organism: Miscanthus lutarioriparius
Lineage: Eukaryota; Viridiplantae; Streptophyta; Magnoliopsida; Poales; Poaceae
Source: the annotation of a GenBank genome assembly